Molecule: messenger RNA, 1028 nt
Organism: Lottia gigantea (owl limpet)
Lineage: Eukaryota; Metazoa; Mollusca; Gastropoda; Lottiidae
Exons: 8
Coding region: 1-738 (245 amino acids)
Biological process (GO): outer dynein arm assembly
Cellular component (GO): cytoplasm
Molecular function (GO): protein binding
Source: RefSeq, a predicted model, not a curated record
AUGACAGUAAACAGUGUAGGAAAAAUUACAAAACAGUUUUUAAAGACUAUAAGUGGAGAGUUUGAAGUUGAAAGUAUCCAUAAUAUUAAUUUACAAAAUUUAGACAUAAAUGAUCUUGGCAGUAUCAGUGACUGUACCAACUUGGAACAAUUAGAUUUAUCAAAGAAUAACCUGAGUAAAUUACACAAGCUAGCUGGUCUAGAUCAUUUAGCUGUGUUAAAUUUAUCAGCUAAUAGAAUACAUUGUUUAGAAGGGUUACAGUCAUUAGAAGGUUUAUGUAAAUUGAAUUUAUCUGGUAACUUAAUUGGAAGCAUAGGCGAACUCGGGUGUUUAACUGGAUUAAGUAAUCUGAAAGAAUUAAGAUUAGAGGAUUAUAGAACAGGAUUAUCUAAUCCUUUGUGUCAUAAUACAAACUAUAAACAAGAUGUUAUAAAUCUAUUUCCAACAUUGGUAUCUUUAAAUGGUGAGAGAGUAUCUGGCAAGGGAAGUGAACUUUUUUUAAUGUGUCAACAAAUUGAUAAAGCAAUAGAAGAGUCUACUAAUAAAGCUAUAAGUAAUAAUAACAGUAUUCUACCUACACCAUGGGUUGAUGAUAAUUAUUGGACAUUAGAUACCUCCAGUUUUGAUAAUUCUAAUCUACAUGAUGCUGAACAACAAUUAGAAGAUCUGUUAAAAAGUUGUAAGAAAUUAAGUGAAGAUGCUGCUCACAAACUACAAGAAGCAAUGUUAACUUCCUGAUAGUGUGUUUAAUAUGUGAAAUAUAAACUUUUAAUGCUAGUGAAAUAACCUUUUCAUGAUGUGACAGAAAAUAUCAAUUUCCUGUUUGAUAUCAGACAAAUAAACUGAGAUUAACUUGAGAAUGAGGUAUUAAAGUUCAUGUGGAAGUGAUGUGAUACAGAUGAAUACAAGUGUAAUAAUUGUUUUCCUUAUGCAAGGCUUUCAGUCAUUUCAUGUGAAGAAUUAUACAAAUUUUUUUAUCGUUAACCAAUGUUGAAAUGUUUAUAUUGCAAAAUGAAAUGUGUGACUGU